Molecule: messenger RNA, 417 nt
Organism: Durio zibethinus
Lineage: Eukaryota; Viridiplantae; Streptophyta; Magnoliopsida; Malvales; Malvaceae
Source: RefSeq, a predicted model, not a curated record
AUGGUUGAACCACCUCAUCCUUCAAAAUGCAUUUCUUGGUCCCCACCGCCUCAAGGAGUAUGGAAAAUCAACGUGGAUGAAUCUGCCAUCGGCAAGCCAGUACCUACGAGUGUUGGAGGAGUUGCCCGUGAUGUUCGGCGCAUUUUCUCAAAGAACAUUGGCAUCAAAGACUCAAACCUGGCUGAAUUCAUAGCAGUCUUUGAAGCAUUGUCAAUUAUGAUUGAAGCCAAGCUCAACCCUUUGUCAGAGAUUAUCAUCGAAAGCGACUCCAAGUACAAUGCAACUUUUAACAAGCUUCUUAAUUUGUAUGCGGACUUCAAGAAAAUCACUUAUAUUCGUGUUUUCAGAGAUGCAAAUCACUUUGCUGAUGCCCUUGCAAGGAUGGGAGUUAAUCGUAACUCUGAUGUUGUGCCUUGA